Molecule: messenger RNA, 2134 nt
Organism: Theobroma cacao (cacao)
Lineage: Eukaryota; Viridiplantae; Streptophyta; Magnoliopsida; Malvales; Malvaceae
Gene: CAND3
Product: tobamovirus multiplication protein
Source: RefSeq, a predicted model, not a curated record
UUUUUUUUUUUUUGCCUCUUUUCUUCUUUAUUUUGUGGUAGAGUUGAAUUUCAAUUGUGUGUGGGCGUGGCCCAGCAGAAUUUCGCACCCCCCAGGAAUCUAGCCACUGUCACAAAUCACCGCUGGCUCAUUCGAGGAGGCAUAUUGAUUCUCGAAAGUCACUAAGUUUUUAUCCUUCCUGGGCGCCGCGUCCAGUUAUCACACCAUAGCUGUCAAUAGGUUUGGCUUCUGUUUAAGCGUUUUUAUUUUUUGAUUGUGACCCCCAACGCCUUUCCAUUCCCUUGUUAUUGGCAGAAUUUGAUUAAAAUUUUCAAAACCAGACAAGACAGGGUAGUGUAUCACCUGUCCUCAUUUCUCCGUACAUCGCAUCACCAUUACCGUAUUGCUAUUACUUGCUACUAAUAAAAUCCUCAAGGCCAAAGCCCAAACAGAGGACAAAGAACACGACACUGCAGAGUUCAAAACAAAGCUCUCUUUCCUCCUUUCAUUGUCUGUUACUGUGUGUGUUUGAGAACUCUGAUACAAAGUGACAGAGAGAAAAGAGAGUUAUUCUGGCUUCACUUUCCUUGCUAUCUUCCCCUCUUUUGCUUUCUAACUUCUUUUCUUGGGCUACGAAAAGAAAAAGGAAAGGAAAUCAUUCCUGUACCAAGCAAUGUUUAAGUGCUAUCCUCUCAACUUUCUCUUUGUAGAUAUCGCUUUGGCUAGCCUUGAUGCUCUCCUCGCAUUUAUUGCCUUCUUUCAGCUUUCUAGGAUUCACCUGCGGAAUCAACAAGUUGGGUGGACACGGCAAAAAGUUCUUCAUCUCUUGAUAGGUUCUUCUAAUUCUGGUUGUGUCAUUUAUUUUUUGUGCAUGGUUGUUGCCACAUGCCAAAGGUGGCUUUGCUGGUUUCAUGUGUGUGGCUUUGUUCUCAUGGCCUUCCCCAAGAUUCUGUUUUUGGCUGCAUUUCUUUUACUCCUAUCUUUCUGGGUCGACCUUUGCCAUCAGGCAAAUGAUGAAGAGGAAGAUGAAGAAAUCAGUAGUCAGCAGGCAUUGCUGGACAGUUCAAAGAGCAAGGCUGGCUUGUCAAACAAGGAUGCCCGUUGGAAAUGUUGCUCAUUCCAAGGCAUUCAUGUUGGUAGCAGACAAAAAUUUGUUAUUGUGAUCAUUAUGCUCAACCUCAUCUUGAUGAUCUCCUUUGCUGCAAUAAUGUGGAUUGGCACAAGGAAGAAUCCUAGUGAUUCUGUCAUAGUUGCUCGGGUAUAUAUAGAUUUUUUUGCCGCAUCAGUACUUAUACUGGGAGGAGCUUUUGGUUGCUAUGGUUUCCUUCUAUUUUCUAAAUUGAGGAGAGUACGAUCUGAGCAAGCUUCAUCAGAAAUGUGGAAGGUGGUUGGUUUAGCAGUUGUCUCUAUUUCAUGUUUCACAUCCAGUUCUUUAAUAGUUCUUCUUACAGAUAUUCCUCUUUUUCAUCAUUGGGCUCUGAAGAAAAUAAAUGGUGUACAAGCGCUGGUUCUUCUCAUUUUGCAUUAUGUUUUAGGUUCAUCAGUCCCCUUUGCUUUUGUAUUAUGGGUCAUGAGAGAGCUGCCAGCCCCACCCACAAUUAGUAGGCAAGUACAGCCAAGAACAAUAACUUUUAUCAGUUAUGGGGCAGCACGAAUGCAGCAUCAUCAAUACUCGGCUACUGCUACAAGUUCAAAGAAUCAGGUGUCAAGAGCAAGUCCAAUUUAAUGUAUUAUCCAGACAUCUAGAAAUCGGAUCACAUUAUGGUUAUUUCUGGUGGUUCCAAGGGGAAAAAUUGAUGGAAUUUUGCAAUGCAGCACUCGGAACUGGCAGAAUUGAUUGGUGGAUCACAAAUUCAAAUAACCAUGUUUUGACAUCAGAUGCAUGAAUAUAGGUGCUAUAGAACUGGUAUAGGAGUAAAAAAGACCUGCUUGCAGGAUCUCUGAUUCGUAAGCAUUAUUUUGUAAAUACAUUCUGAGGUAUUGGCAGAGGCAGUUAUGUUGAGAGCAAGUUGAACAUAUGCUCCUACAAUUUAUUUGAUCAGAUCUUUAAUAGAUCUUAUAAGAUUCUGUUUAAAAGGAUUAAAACUCCAAUGAAAUAAUUAAGCAAGAAAUGUUAAGAAAGUAGAACAAAGGGGGUCCCCCAUCAUUGUUUUUA